This is a messenger RNA of Vanderwaltozyma polyspora DSM 70294, 1446 nucleotides long. RefSeq names its product N-acetyltransferase (gene SLI1). Lineage: Eukaryota; Fungi; Ascomycota; Saccharomycetes; Saccharomycetales; Saccharomycetaceae. Gene Ontology annotation, molecular function: N-acetyltransferase activity. Bases 1 to 1446 code for a protein of 481 amino acids. The transcript has a single exon. The record is from RefSeq and is a predicted model, not a curated record.
AUGAGAUUGCGAAAGUUAUCCUCGCUGGAACUAUAUUUUUACAAUAGAAGUAAAUUGAAUCUACAUUCAUGUUUCUACAUCGGUGUUACAUUGAAUCAGUUACCUACAAGAACUCAAAUCAUACAUGCAUUGAGGAAAUCUGUAGCUAAAUACCAGCAAUUGAGAUGCAAUGUCAUGAAAGCUGGCGACAGUGAGGAUGACAUUUAUUUUAAUGAUAUUGGUAAUGAAAAGAUAUAUUUUGCUGAUAUCGUAGAGUAUAAGAAUUGGGAUUCUGUAAGUGAAAGUAACAUUAAUUCUAUAUUUCAAGAAUAUAGCUUUGAAUACUUUACAGAUAAACCUGUUUGGAAGAUAUUAGUCCUUGAGAAUCAAAAUCAGUUACUAAUGUUGUUAGAUCAUGUUUUAUUUGAUGGUAUGUCAGGAAUUAAUUUUUGGAAUUCAUUUAUCUCAUCUUUACCUUCAAUAGAUUCAAUAUCCGAGGACGCAAAUGCCAAUGAAUUAAUAUUUCCUUUCGAAGAGCCUUCUCAAAUUGCAGUUUUGGGGGACAACCAUCCCUAUGAAAAUUGGCCUAUAUCUACAACUUGGCACAUUAAAAGAACUUUGCUUAAACAUAUAUUUAAAUGGUAUCCAGGAAAGAUUAUGUCCCAUGAUCCUCAAUUAAUAAAGUUCAAUUCUUAUUCAUACCCAUCAGGUCUAUUGGAUAACAAUUCAGUUCCUUCGAAAUCUCAAUAUACAAUAAAGAACAAUAAUAAACAAUAUGAACUAAGAAUUCUGCCCGAUGAACUUAAAUUCGUCCUUCAAUAUUGUAGGACAAAAGGAUUCUCAUUGACCUCAUACUUGUCUUCAUUAUUUGUAAAUGAAUUAAGAACUGUCGAUUCAUCUUAUUAUAAUGGCUCUAAAAUCAAAAUUGAGAUUCCAAUGAAUACGAGAUCAAUAUGUGAGAAGGAGCUUAAUUUAUCACCGGAACAAAUGGAAUUAGGUAAUUUCAUUACAGGAUUAGGUCUUGAAACUGAGAUAGAUGGUGAGAAAAUUAGUGUCGAAGAUUUAGCAAGAUCAUUUCAAAAUUCAUUAAAAAAGCAAUCACAAGAAAGCAUUACUGAAUCAAUGAACACUACAAAAUCAUUAGAUGUUGUUAAUACUAAGGAUUUUGUAGAAUAUAAAAUAAAUCCAUUAGACGACAGUGACAUUAGCUAUCCUGGUGCCACAUUUGAAAUAACCAAUUUAGGCUAUCAAAAUUUUGUAGAAAAUGCGGGUUUCUGUGUAGUAGAUGCAGUAUUUGGUCAACCCCAAGGUAUUAGUGACAAUUUCUUUUGCUCAAUAGUCUCAACUAAAUUAGGUGGAUUAAAUUGUCUAAUAAGCUAUCCUACGUCACUGGAGGUACCAUUGGAAAGAUGUUUUGAUUCUGUUAGAGAUCAAUUGAAAGAACAUAAAAAUCAUGCAAAUGCUUAA